AUGGACAUUGAGCAUUGUGUUAAUCAUAGCCUUAUGCCCUUAUCAGAUCCUACACAAAAUGGGCUUCCAGAGGAAAAUCAGAGUUAUAAUCCAUGGAAUCAGUUUUCUCAAAGGGUUCCAGAAACCGAAUUCCAAUCUUCUCAACCCGAGAAUUUCCAGUUCCGUGAUGCUCAGAAUGAAGAAUCUGACAGUUCUAGUGACGACCCGACUCCCGAAAGAAACGAAGAAGAAACCAGUGAGGAGUUGCAACCCGUUGCUGAGAAAAAACGCAACUAUACACACCGCCAGAAGCGAAAGAACUGGGUGGAACGCAAAGAGUUGGCUUUGGCUAGGGCAUAUGUCAAUAUUUCUAAAGACAAACAACGCGGAAAUCAACAAAGGUUCGAUGCAUUUAUGGAGAGUGUUCUAGAGCAUUUUAAUGUUCAAAUGGGAGGUUCGGAUCAGUCACGACACCACGUAAACUCAAAAUGGAAAGACCUCCAAAAGAAAUGUAAUGCUUUCAACGACAUCUAUAACCGUAAGAUGAACAUUGUGGCCAGCGGAAGAUCUGAGGCUGAUGUUUUACAAUAUUCACUAAACGAGUAUCGGAGGACUAUUAACCAGAAAGGUUUUCCUCAUCAACAAGCUUGGGAGUGGUUGAAAGACAACGCGAAAUGGGCAUUUGUUACAAAAGCAGGUGAAGACUCCCCACCUCCUUCCUCAAAACGAACCAAAACAUCUUCAUCCAACGCCUACACAUCAUCAUCUGAUCCAUAA
Molecule: messenger RNA, 756 nt
Organism: Lactuca virosa
Lineage: Eukaryota; Viridiplantae; Streptophyta; Magnoliopsida; Asterales; Asteraceae
Source: the annotation of a GenBank genome assembly